Molecule: messenger RNA, 441 nt
Organism: Leptosia nina
Lineage: Eukaryota; Metazoa; Arthropoda; Insecta; Lepidoptera; Pieridae
Source: the annotation of a GenBank genome assembly
AUGGAUUCGUUGCGUGAGCAAGUUAUGAUAAAUCAAUUUGUAUUAGCGGCUGGAUGUGCUCGAGAACAGGCCAAACAGUUAUUACAAGCUGCCCAUUGGCAAUUUGAGACGGCUCUUUCAAUAUUCUUCCAAGAGGUGGCUAUCCCAUCAGCAAAUGGUAUUGCUACACAACAUUAUCCACAGCAACUCAUGACGCCAUGCAAUACUCCUGCUACUCCACCCAACUUUCCGGAUGCCUUGGCAGCUUUCUCAAGAUUGUCUACCACUGGAAGCCCAAAUAAUGCAGGUGGUGUUAGUGGAAUGGCACCACCAGUAUCCCCAUUGGCCACUCACCCCCCAGGGCAAGCAAAUUCAUUUACAAGCUCGUCCAACACCCAAACUACUAAUUAUUCACCACUUUCUUGCUCAACUGCGGUAUGCAGAGAACAGAUGCCAAGAUAA